AGUCUGGAUGAACAAUAUCUGAAAGAAUUUGCAUCUCUAUCAGAAGCCCAGUCUAGGACAGAGAAAGAAAGUGUUAUGGGUGAAAACUCUUCCAUAUUGGCCAGUCCUCCUCCUGAUGUCCAGAGUGUACAAGCCUAUGAUGAUCUUUGUGCAACUGGUUUGGGAUUGUCUACAAAGUCAAAAUAUUUUGAUAAGAAGGAAAUUAAUCAUGAGAAUUAUUCUGUACCUGAUGUGACUGAAGAUCUUAAUGAAGUGGGACCUCUUGUUCCGGAGGAGUUAGAUGUAACAUCAGAAAGAGAAGAGCUGUUUGAGGAGCCAUAUGAAACUCCAAAGAGCUCAAAUACCUCUGUGAAGAUCAAACCUAUAGAACAUCAAAGAGGAAAGCAGGUCUCAAUUUCAGAUGUAGGUAGUCCCCAGGAAGAUCAAAAGGCGGAAAAAACAAAGGAAGGAAAGGCUGAACAGAAUGCCAUGACUGAGGUUGUUACUAGCACCAUUUCUCGCCCAUUCUCUUUAGAACAAGAUACAGAAGUUCCCAGUAGUACAGAGAUUUCUCUAAGUGAUGGCCAGCCUUUUCAGACUGUUGUGUCAACUAUGUCAAGUGUUGCCUCCAGUACUUCCAUUUGUACAAAGCAGCAAAAAGUCAAGGAAGAAGUCCCUACAGAAGAGAAACUAAACACAUCAGAAACUGUCAGGCAGAUGCUCCAAGAUGAAAUGUUUAAGUUAGUUCAGCUACAGCAAAUCAACUUCAUGAGUUUAAUGCAAAUAGUGCAGUCAUCCUUUGCCAACCUGCCAAAUGUGCAACGAAUUUUACAACAGCAUCAAUCUGUUCACCUGGAAGGUAGCCAGCCUGCACACACUGCUGAAGGCAAUGGCUUUCUGAAAACACAACUGCCCACUCAAGAAGAUAAAGGAAAACCUGGUCAAAAGAGCUCUGAUUUUCAACCAAGGAAUAGUUUAAGAGAUAAAAGCAGCAAUGGCCAUAUAAAAAAUCAUCUUGAUGUGAACGUUUCUUUAAGCCUGUUAGAAAGCCACAGCAAAGAAACAGGAUUUAUGCCACCAUCUGAAGAUUUGCAUUCUUCAGCACCUACUAAACCAUUUCAUCUCCUAGCUCCUUCCUCAGAUGCCCGGAAAACACCAAAGCUUAUGCCUAUUGAAAAAAAACUGAAUUCCUCAGAUGGAUUUCCUUUGCUUAAGCUUGAAUCAGGUUAUCAUUUCAAACCAGCAUUUUUACAUCCAAUAGAAAUGUCAUCAGCUUUUGAUAGACCACCCCCAGUACCACGAGUAGCUUGGAGUUCAUCAGAUUCCUUAUGGAACUAUCAGUCAUCAUACACACCAAGAAAGAGUAUGUCAAAAGAUGUGAAUAUGAGUAGAAAUGACCCUGAGAUCCCCAGGCAAAUGCAUGAAGAGGAAAGGUGGGCAGAAACGGUGCAUAAGGCACCUCACAGUCACCUGAAUCUAGAUCAAUAUGAAGGUCAGCAAGAAGUUUCACCUCGGCAGCAGUUCUCUGCAAAUGUGAACAUGGACAAAGCGCUGAUCACUUGGAACCCUGCUGGUAUUCCACUGUUGCACUUGCAACUUGAGCCAGUACCUAGAUUUCCACCAGUUGUAAGGCAGCCAAUCAGUACUACGUUAAUACCUGUUAAACCUGCAACAAAGGAGACUGACUGCAGAGGAACACUCCAGCACACAGGAAUAUCACUACUCCAUGCUAAUUUACCUCAAAAAAAGAAGGCACCAAAACUCAUUCCACUUCAAGAUCUCAUUGAAUUUGAACAACGCCACCAGCAUCAUACUGUGCCCAGUACUUGCCUUGGACAAGCUCAAACUGAACCUACCCAGUUACUAAAAAUUGAUGUUGAACCAUUUGAACUAAGAGAUGUGCAGAAUAAUAGAAAAAGUCAAAAGAGGCGUGAUAAGGAACAAAUGAAAGAAAAGGAGGAAAAGAAGAAACCAAGUGUGUCCUUCUGCCCUGAUGACUCCAUCAUCAGUAUUAGUGAUACAGUGAAGGUUGUUGAAUCUGGGACUAAGACACUUGUUGUGUAUUAUCACAUUUUAGACACAAGGGGGGAAGCAGUUACUACUUCAGCAGAUCUACGUUACAUUGCCUCUACAGGAAAAAAACCAGCACAAACUCAAGAUGCAAGUACGAAUACUCACCCAGAAUCAUCUAGUGCCACUGAGAUACUACCCCCAGACAUGUAUUUAAACCUGAGAUUCCCCACUGAAGUGAAUGAGACACCUUUGCCAUCCUUUCUGUCAGAUGCACCUGAUUUGGGUGAACAUGAAUAUAUCAGUGUGGUUGACAUUGAAGACAGUGACAUACUUAACACUUUGCCCAUGAUACCUGAGUCUGCAGAAGAGAUAGCUACUGCACAGCAAAAUGAGAAGUUUGAAAUUCCAUCUACUGCAAAACUUCAUCACAUGGCAGCUACUGUUACUAAUGCAAUUCCACCCAAGGCGCUUCAGAAGAAAGAUGAUCUGAAAGAUGUAUCAGGCCAAGUGCAAGAAGAGGAAGAUAAGAAGUCAGAUUCUGCUGGAGAUAGUGUGACUUGGAACAUACUGCAUGAAGGUGACAGAACUUUUCCUUCUUCAGGGCUUCCAUCCAAAGUAAUUGGCAAAGAAUACUUUUCCAUAAAGCAGCAGGAAAUGGAUAUGCAAUUACAGACACUACAGAACAUAACAGAAAAUAUGGAGAAGGAUUUCAGAAAUACCAGACUGCUAGUGAAAAUAAUAGAAGAUUUUGAAAUGGCUGCCAAUUCAGACCUUGGUGUUCGUCCGUCAUUCUCUGAAGAUGCUGGAAUCAUUGAUGAUGGCUUUCACGGAGACUUAUGUGAUAGCUCUUUAGAAAAUCCUCUGCAAAUUACUGGUCUCAGUGGUGUUACAGACAUCAUUAGUGAUCUUGUAGUAGAAGAUGACGUCUCUCCGUUGGAGCUGGGCUUUACAAAACUCCAAGUGAAGAAAAUCUCUAGGGCUCAGGAUUAUGCUGCUGGACAUUCUCGAAAAACAGAAAAGGAGAAGAAAGACAUACAAGCAUGGAUGAAAAGAAAGCAAAAGGAAAGAAUGAAAGAAUAUGUGAAGAAACUGGAUGAACAAAGACAGAAAGAGCGUAACCCAUUCAAUCUGAGAAAGAAUGUGCAUUGUAGUCUUACUUCAAAGGAUACUAAAUUAUUCCAGAAAAAGAAAGAAGAAAAAGACAAAGGGCAUCCGAACGUUCCUGUUCUGUCAGAAAGGAGCAGAAUGGCUGCAAAACCCAGCUUUGGUCAAAAAGUACACCGUUUCAGCCCAGCUCUUGGUUUAACACAACCCAAGGGUCUAGAUCCACAAAAGUUUUGUCACGUAAAUGUUUCCUCCAAAUCAAAUUCUUUAACAGAUGCAGGACUUGAUUACAAGAGCAGAAUUUCUGAUCAGACAGAAAAAGCUGCUGAGUACAGUGUCAGCAGAACAUCAAACCAAAAGCCUCCACGUGUUGCCACUGCAGUUCAGACAGAAGGUGUUUAUCAAGAGACUGAUCGCGACAUAGUAAGUCCUUGGACUGUCCCUGACGAGAUCCAAAGAAUACUUGAAGAUACUCGUGACCCCUUGUUUCAGGUUUCAGGAGGAGAAGAUGAAAUUCAACAGCUGCAAAAGGCUUUGCUAGAUUAUCUGGAUGAGAACACAGAAACUGAUGCAUCAUUAGUGUUUUCUCGGAAGUUUUAUAUAGCUCAGUGGUUCCGUGAUACAACUAUGGAGACAGAGAAAGCAAUUAAAUCUCAGAAGGAUGAGGAUUCAUCUGAAGGAACUCAUCAUGCGAAAGAUGUUGAGACCACCGGACAAAUCAUGCAUAGAGCAGAAAGUCGCAAAAAGUUUCUUCGCAGUAUCAUUAAAACUGCUCCAUCUCAGUUCAGUACAUUAAAGAUGAACUCUGAUACCGUGGACUACGAAGAUGCAUGUUUGAUUGUUCGCUACUUGGCCUCUAUGAGGCCGUUUGCCCAGAGCUUCGAUAUUUAUUUGACACAGAUUCUGCGUGUACUUGGUGAAAAUGCAAUUGCUGUUCGAACAAAAGCCAUGAAGUGUUUGUCUGAGGUUGUGGCUGUAGAUCCCAGUAUUCUAGCCAGGCUGGAUAUGCAACGAGGUGUUCAUGGACGCUUAAUGGAUAACUCCACUAGUGUACGAGAAGCAGCUGUGGAGCUGCUUGGCCGAUUUGUGCUCUGUCGUCCUCAGCUUGCUGAGCAGUAUUAUGACAUGCUGAUUGAAAGAAUAUUGGAUACUGGUAUCAGCGUCAGAAAAAGAGUCAUAAAGAUACUUAGAGAUAUCUGUAUUGAACAACCAACGUUUCCCAAAAUUACAGAGAUGUGUGUGAAAAUGAUUCGGAGAGUCAAUGAUGAAGAAGGCAUUAAGAAAUUAGUAAAUGAGACAUUCCAGAAGCUCUGGUUUACUCCAACUCCACACCAUGACAAAGAAGCAAUGACAAGGAAAAUACUAAACAUCACUGAUGUG
Messenger RNA from Leptosomus discolor (cuckoo roller), 4476 nucleotides. The record is from RefSeq and is a predicted model, not a curated record. Lineage: Eukaryota; Metazoa; Chordata; Aves; Leptosomiformes; Leptosomidae.